AUGAGUUACAAUUUUUCUCUUAUUCCUAAGGAAACAUUAGCCGCCAUACCUCCCCCUCACCAACACAUACAGCAUCUGAACCCCCCUUUUGCCAAUCAAAAUACACAACCCAUCAGGAAAAGAAAGAAAGAAGGAAAGAAAGAAGGGAAGAGGAGAAGGGGACCGCCGAGGAGAAGGAGAGGAAGAGGAAGGAAGCUGUCCGCGCCCUGCCACCGCGUCAGUUCCUCGCCGCCGUGCUGCUUCGCCGUCCAUGAGGAGUCGCCAUCGCUAGUCAACGACAAAGAGAGAGAGAGCCGCGAGAAGGAGUGGGUCGCGCUACCCAGUCGCCGUCGUCGUCCUCCCCGCGCCGCCGCCGAGCCCGCUGAGCAGGAGCCCAUCGCCGCCGUUCGCGCCUCUAUCACCGUCCGAGAAGCUUCCAUGUCCGUUGCCGUCGAGCUCAUUAGUGAGAGAAAGAGAGUUGCAGGUGAGAGGGAAAAGUGUUGCGCCACUGUUCCUUACUGUGCAGCCACCGCCACGCCUUGUCGUCGCCAGAGUUGCCACCGCUGCGUGCCACCGCCGCUUCUCACCGCCGAGGAGAAACCUUGCCUACGCUACUGCCUUCCGGGCCAGAUUCACCGAUUAAUCCUACCGCUGCCAUUGGCUUGCCAUUUCUGCUCGGCUGUGCCCUUAUUCGCCGUUCUGAUUGUUGAAAGGAAAUGUUGUUGAAGCUAUAGC
Molecule: messenger RNA, 714 nt
Organism: Arachis ipaensis
Lineage: Eukaryota; Viridiplantae; Streptophyta; Magnoliopsida; Fabales; Fabaceae
Source: RefSeq, a predicted model, not a curated record